UAUGCAUUGCAGAUACACACUUAUGUGGGCGCUUUCUGCGUUGUACUAGGAUUCUCAUCUCCGGUGCCAGUGAGGUCUUAGAAUGUAUAGAAGUCCAGACCUUCUUGAAGAUUUUGCCUAUCCGAAGGCCACGCGCUUUCAUCAUGUCUGUUGCACUCACUUUUGGUUCCUUCGGCGACAUCGUCUCGCUCGUUCAAGUCGCCACUAGCCUGGUUCGCGCGCUCACGAGUACUGCUGGCGCCUCAGAGAGUUAUCAGGGACUCGUGUUGGAUGUCACGCGCUUGUUAGACGUUCUGCCACAGCUGGAUCGAGCAGUCUCAAAUGACCCUGCGAAUGAUCAGCGAGAGCGAAUUCUUUCAAACGCCGAUCUAUCUGCAUGGGUUACACAAUGCAGGCUUAGCUUGGGCCGGAUCUUGCGUCGUGUUUCUUAUUAUCAGUCUCUGAUUGAGACUCGGGAUGCGGGACGUGCGUCUUGGAGAACGACAUGGCUGAAGGUUGGCUGGAUGUUGUUCAAACAUGCAGAGAUCGAACAGUACAGGGCGGAGCUGCGUGAUCAUAAUGCAAAGCUAGGUACGAUUUUGGCUACAAUGAACGGGGAUUGCUUGAGAAUAGUUCGCCAUGCCGUGGUACGCGCAGGAAAUGACACGGAGGACAUCUCGUCUCAGACAGCGGCAAUUAAUUGCAACGUGAUCUUGGCUUUGCAACUCCUACAGAGUAUCGAUGGACGCAUGACGAUACCAGACGAAUUGGGUCACCCAUGGAAUACUGAACAUGCCCAAGGAUUUGAAGACGUUUAUGGCCGUAAGUUCAUUAUACCAAGAGAGCUAUGCUUUAGUAUGGAGAUGUUUCGUGAUAUUGCUUCAUGGAUCUUACGUCCCAGAGGAAAAUAUUACUCAGAGUGCACUUAUAUUUGGCCGUAUUACCAAAACAAAGAGGUUGGAUCAACUGAUUGGUUGAUGCUUCAAGAUUACUUAGAAGCACACGGCGAUACAAUAAUCACGAUGUCCAUACUUGUGUACAUCAUCUUUGAUUCAAUUGAUGGGCCAUCGGGGAGUGUAGUCUCAAGUACAUCACAAACGUCAAUUGGACGCAUUUCGCCCGUUGCUUGUGUGGAGAGGCGAUUGCGAUGGAGAAUUCGUGGUAAUGGCAGGAUAGAAAUCGGCUUAUAAUAAGUAUACCCAGGACACUGCUGUAUGCCCUUUGCGCGCCAUGUUAACUACUGAUUCGUGAAACUCUGCAUGCCUUUACCCAAAAUGUGUUACCACAAAAGGCAUGACACCUUUCCGUCGGCAAUACCCGCGGUG
Messenger RNA from Somion occarium, 1304 nucleotides. NCBI's taxonomy places the organism in Eukaryota, Fungi, Basidiomycota, Agaricomycetes, Polyporales, Cerrenaceae. The record is from the annotation of a GenBank genome assembly.